This is a messenger RNA of Brienomyrus brachyistius, 6722 nucleotides long. RefSeq names its product BTAF1 RNA polymerase II, B-TFIID transcription factor-associated (gene btaf1). The record is from RefSeq and is a predicted model, not a curated record. The transcript is spliced from 38 exons. The coding region runs from base 378 to 5969 and encodes 1863 amino acids. Gene Ontology annotation, molecular function: ATP-dependent chromatin remodeler activity; DNA binding; TBP-class protein binding. Lineage: Eukaryota; Metazoa; Chordata; Actinopteri; Osteoglossiformes; Mormyridae.
AAGAUGGCUCCUCAUAUAAAAUCAGCCUCCUGGCUUCUCUAUUGCGAACAACAAAAUAAGUCUUUAUAUCUCAUUAGAUUAAAACAUUGUUCCGGUAGCAGUUCUGCGGGAUAAUUUAAGCUUUACGGUGGUAUAUGUGUAACUUAAGGCAUGAUUCUGUGACGCCAGUUGUUCGAGAGAAAAGCGGGACCUAUUUAGAAACUAUGAAUUAGGAGCACUCAUCUCGACUGUCUGGCUUUGGAAGGCAGCGCGACAGAUCAGGGCCUCUAUUCAGGAAACCUAUUUAAAAAAACAGUGUAUCAAAACUGUUAAAUUCAUGGUGUCUUUCUACGCCUGCCCGGAUUACAGAAUAGCACAGUGACGCUCUGGAUCACAGCAUGGCUGUUUCAAGGCUUGACCGUCUGUUCAUUCUGCUGGACACGGGUACAACUCCAGUGACUAGGAAGGCUGCAGCCCAGCAGCUGGGGGACGUUGUCAAACUCCACCCACAUGAGCUUAACAACCUGUUAUCUAAGGUUAUAACAUACUUGAGAAGCCCAAAUUGGGACACACGCAUUGCAGCUGGCCAGGCAGUCGAAGCCAUUGUUAAGAAUAUUCCCGAAUGGAGUCCAGCCCCCAAGCCUAAAGAAGAGUCGUGCUCGGAUUCAUGUCUGGAAGAUACCUCAUCGGACCGACUCAGCUUCUACAGGUUUGACAUCACUCGUUUGCUGAAACAUGGUGCAUCUCUUCUUGGGUCUGCUGGAGCCGAGUUUGAAGUCCAGGAUGACAAAUCAGCUGAGGUGGAUCCCAAGGAGCGGCUGGCCCGGCAGAGGAAGCUGCUGCAGAAGAAACUAGGUCUGGACAUGGGGGCUGCCAUUGGGAUGGACACAGAGGAGCUCUUCAAUGAUGAGGACCUGGACUAUUCUCCAAGCUGCAACCCUGGAGGGCAGAAAGCCUCAGGGGUAAAGGCUUCGGUCUAUCCAGCCUCACGCAACCACCAUGCGACUAUGCAGGCAGCUGAGCUGAUAGAUUCGGAGUUCCGGCCAGGCAUGAGUAAUCGACAGAAGAACAAGGCGAAGAGGAUGGCCAAGCUGGUGGCCAAGCAGAGAUCCAGGGACAUGGACACCAAUGAGAAAAGCAACGACAGCUUUGAAGGGGAACCCGAGGAGAAACGCAGAAAAACCACAAAUGUUGUUAUUGAGCAACCAGCGGUGGAGCACAAAGUCUUAAUAGAUAACGUUCCAGAUAACUCAAACUUGUUUGAGGAGACACAAGAAUGGCCACUAGAGAGUUUUUGUGAUGAGCUCUGUAACGAUCUUUUCAAUCCUUCUUGGGAGGUUCGGCAUGGUGCUGGGACUGGCCUCAGGGAGAUUCUCAAAUGUCACGGUGCUGGGGGCGGCAAGCUGGUUGGGAGUACCGUUGAGGAGAUGGCUCGGCAGCAUCAAGAGUGGCUAGAAGACCUUGUCAUACGGCUGCUUUGUGUGUUUGCCCUUGACAGAUUUGGAGACUUUGUGUCUGAUGAGGUGGUAGCGCCGGUUAGGGAGACGUGUGCCCAGACGCUGGGCAUGGCCCUGAGACACAUGCUGGACGGUGGUGUCACGACGACAGUGGACAUAUUGCUCAAGCUGUUGACAGAGGACCAGUGGGAAGUCCGGCAUGGAGGACUUUUAGGCAUUAAGUAUGCCCUGGCAGUUCGACAAGAUCUGAUUGGAACGCUGCUUCCCAGGGUUUUGCCUGCCAUUAUCGAGGGUCUCCAGGACUUGGAUGAUGAUGUCAGGGCUGUAGCGGCUGCUGCACUCAUCCCUGUUGUGGAGGGACUGGUGCAACUGCAGCCCACUGAGGUCCCGUUCAUCGUAAACACGUUAUGGGAUGCUCUUUUGGAGCUGGAUGACCUUACUGCUUCCACCAACAGCAUCAUGACUCUGCUUUCGUCACUGCUUACCUAUCCUCAGGUCCGACAGAGCAGCAUCCAGCAGUCUCUCACUGUUCUUGUCCCUCGGGUCUGGCCAUUCCUCCGCCACACAAUAUCCUCUGUACGCAAGGCAGCACUAGAGACUCUCUUCACCCUCUUAUCCAAAGCUGACCAGAGCUGUGCCGAAUGGCUCACCCCCAUCCUUCAGGACGUGCUGAGGCACAUUUUCCAGUCAUGUAUCCUGGAGAGCAACCAAGAGAUUUUGGAACUUAUCCAGAAGGUUUGGACUGAGUUGAUCAGCCAGGCCCUGCAGCAGUAUGUGGUGGCGGCCAGCUGCCCGUGGAUGGGGGCCUGGCUCUGUCUUAUGAUGCAGCCCUCUCAUAUCCCCAUAGACCACAACAUGCUGCUGGAGGUGAAGGCACGCUCCAAGGAAAAAUCAUGUGGGAAGCCUCGGCAGGGCCCCAAUCAGGUGAAGGAGACGAUCCAGGAGUACAUUGCUGGAGCAGAAACUGUGACGGAAGACCCUGCCACGCGGGACUACGUGGUGAUGCGAGCCCGGCUCAUGGCUGCCAAGUUGCUGGGGGUGCUGUGUCACUGCAUCUGCGACCCCCGGCUCAAUGCCACCACCCAGGAAAUCCGGCCCGCCGAGUCGCUGGCCCAGUUACUGCUCUUCCACCUGAACUCCAAGUCGGCCCUACAGCGCGUCGCUGUGGCCCUGGUGCUGUGUGAAUGGGCAGCUUUGCCCCAGGAGUGCAGAGUCGUGUCCAGCGCAGUGCAGCCGCGCUUACUGGCCAUCCUGUCGGAGCACCUAUACUACGACGAGAUCGCCAUCCCCUUCACCCGCAUGCAGAAUGAGUGUAAGCAGCUUAUCGCCCUGCUGGCCGACGCCCAGAUCGACGUCAGCGAACGAGUUAACUGCUCGGUGUUCACCAUCGAUCAGGCCAACGAGCUGCUGACCACCAUCUUCUCCGAGUCCACAGCAGGCAUGAACGUGAAGUCGAGGUGCUGGCAGCCCCUGGACAGCAAGCGGCAGCAGGCUCUGUCCACGGUGGGCGAGACCAGUCAGGAGUGGCAGCUGCUGCACCUGCGCGUGCACAUGUUCGCCGCCUGCGCCACCGUCAACCUGCAGGUGCUGCCCGACAAGCUGAACCCGGUGAUCCGGCCGCUGAUGGAGGCGGUGAAGCGGGAGGAGAACACGCUGGUGCAGGGCUAUGCAGCCGCAUUCAUCGCCAGGCUGCUGCGGCAGUGUGCCGUCCGCUCGCCCUGCCCCAAUGGCAAGAUUAUAAAGAACCUUUGUAGCUCUGUCUGUGCGGACCCACUGCUCACGCCAUCUGCAGCCUGCCCUGUCCCACCUAGCCAGGAGCCCGUGAAAGCUGGCGUGUCAGAUAAAGAUGGCAUGAACCACGUGGUCAACAAAACGAAGGGGAUCAUCACACUGUAUCGUCACCAGAGAGCAGCAUUUGCCAUCACGAGUAAAAGAGGCCCCGCGCCCAAAGUUCAGAAGACCUCACCCACAGAUUUGCCUCCUGGCAGCAUGGUUGCCAUAGACACGGAUGAGAGUAAAAAGCCAUGCCUCAUUCAGAGAAGAGGAGCCGAGUUCUCCCUGAUGACCAUUGCCAGGCACUUUGGCACAGAGCUGACAGCAACGCUGCCCUGCCUCUGGGACGCCAUGGUGGGGCACCUGAAGGGGGUUUGUGACGGGCAGGAACGUUCUCUGGACUGUAACCUGCUGCUGGAGAAAGGAGACGCUGCAGCCCAGGAGCUCAUUAACUCUCUGCAGGUGCUGGAGGUCACAGCGGGGGCCAUGUCCUCCGAGCUCGUCCCCCUGCUACUGGAGCACCUGCCACACCUCUGCACCUGCCUGCAGCAUCCCUACACGGCAGUCCGUCACAUGGCUGCACGCUGCUUGGGCGUGCUCAGCAAGAUCGCCACCAUGGAAACCAUGAACGUCUUCCUGGAGAAGGUGCUACCAUGGCUGGGGGCGAUAGAUGACACCACUAAGCAGGAAGGUGCCAUCGAGGCCAUGGCCUGCGUGAUGGAGCAGCUGGACGUGGACAUCGUGCCCUACAUCGUGCUGCUGGUGGUGCCGGUGCUCGGCCGCAUGAGCGACCCAAGCGACAGCGUCCGUUUCAUGGCCACGCAGUGCUUUGCCACGCUUAUCCGCCUGCUGCCUUUGGAGGCCGGCAUCCCAGACCCCCCGAACAUGUCGGACGACCUCAUCAGGCAGAAGGCCAGGGAAAGGCACUUUCUGGAGCAGCUUCUAGAUGGGCGCAAGCUGGAGAGCUACAAGAUUCCUGUUCCCAUCAAAGCGGAGCUGAGGAAAUACCAACAGGAUGGAGUCAACUGGCUUUCGUUCCUGAACAAGUACAAGUUGCACGGCAUCCUGUGUGAUGACAUGGGUUUGGGGAAAACACUGCAGUCCAUCUGCAUCAUAGCAGGGGACCACUACCUCAGGGCUCAGGAGUAUUCCAAAAGCAAGGCUGCGGACUGCUGCCCCCUACCCUCCCUUGUGGUAUGUCCUCCCACGCUGACUGGCCAUUGGGUGGACGAGGUGAGCAAGUUCUGCGCCAAAGAGUAUUUGAACCCCCUGCAUUACACCGGGCCUCCCACAGAGCGCAUGCGGUUACAACAUCAGGUGAAAAAGCACAACCUCAUCGUGGCUUCGUAUGACGUCGUACGCAACGAUAUUGACUUUUUUAGGAAUAUUAAAUUCAACUAUUGUAUACUGGAUGAAGGCCAUGUGAUAAAGAAUGGGAAGACGAAGCUAUCCAAGGCAAUCAAGCAGCUGUCUGCCAACUUCCGGGUCAUCCUCUCCGGCACGCCCAUUCAGAACAAUGUACUGGAGCUCUGGUCUCUCUUCGACUUUCUCAUGCCUGGCUUCCUGGGCACUGAGCGCCAGUUUGCUGCCCGCUAUGGGAAGCCCAUCCUUGCCAGUCGUGAUGCCAAGAGUUCGUCCCGGGAGCAAGAGGCGGGUGUGCUUGCUAUGGAAGCACUACAUCGGCAAGUUCUUCCCUUUCUUCUGAGGAGGAUGAAGGAAGAUGUGCUUCAGGAUCUGCCACCUAAAAUCAUCCAGGAUUACUACUGCAAUCUCAGCCCCCUGCAGGUGCAACUGUAUGAGGAUUUUGCCAAAUCUCGGGCAAAGGUAAAUGUGGAAGACAGUAUCUCAACAGCCAUCGUGCCAGAGGAAGAAGACACACCCAAGCUAAAGGCGACCGGCCAUGUGUUCCAGGCUCUGCAGUACCUGAGGAAGCUCUGCAAUCACCCUGCCCUAGUUCUGACUCCCGUGCACCCUGAGUAUAAGCGCAUCACUGAGCAGCUCACAGCCCAGCACUCCAGCUUGCGGGACAUCCAGCACGCCCCCAAACUGUCAGCACUCAAACAGCUGCUCCUGGAUUGUGGCCUAGGAAGUACGGGCUCCUCCGACGUGGCCACUGAGGCAGUGGUGGCCCAGCACCGCGUGCUGAUCUUCUGCCAGCUGAAGAGCAUGUUGGAUAUCGUGGAGCAUGACCUGCUAAAGCCCCAGCUUCCUUCUGUCACCUACCUACGCCUGGAUGGCAGCGUGCAAGCUGGCUUGCGCCAUUCCAUAGUCUCCAGGUUCAACAAUGACCCGUCCAUAGAUGUUCUUCUGCUAACCACCCAUGUAGGUGGACUGGGUCUUAACCUCACAGGGGCCGACACAGUGGUCUUCGUGGAACAUGACUGGAACCCGAUGAGGGAUCUUCAGGCCAUGGAUCGUGCCCACAGGAUAGGACAGAAACGUGUAGUGAACGUGUACCGCCUCAUUACCCGGGGCACGUUGGAGGAGAAGAUCAUGGGUCUGCAGAAGUUCAAGAUGAGCAUCGCCAACACUGUCAUCAGCCAGGAAAACGCCAGUCUUCAGAGCAUGGGCACAGAGCAAUUGCUGAACCUUUUUACCCUGGACAAGGAUGAAAAGUUGGAGAAAGGGGAGCCAUCUGCCACUUCUUCUUCAGGAAAGGCCUCCAUGAAGUCGGUUCUGGACAGCCUGGGAGAUCUUUGGGACCAGCAGCAGUAUGAUGCAGAAUACGACCUGGACAAUUUCAUGCAUUCUCUUCAAUGACCUGCCAAAGCAGUGACUCCUUUAAGAAAAGCUUAAAUCCUCUAAAGUCAAACCCACCCCACCCCACAGUGUGACCCGGACGGCCUCCCGUGCCGUUUCUCUGACAGCGCACCACGACUGCUUGUGAAGUGUAACGCACGUUCGUCACAAACACCAAGUUCUUUUUAAGCUCAGUCUUAAACCAUUCAUUUUCUUCUCAUUCUGAUAUGCACAUGGAAGUGAAGAUUUGGAUGAACAAGUACACAGGUCUGUUUUGAGCAGAUGUCCCCUGUAGAAACCUCCAGCCACGUGAGCCGAUUAUGCCACAAUGAGUGGUACAUGUACUAGUGACAUUGUCUUAUGCAGUACAUGCAGUUUUGGACUGAAUAUCCCCGCCCUCCACUUACUUGUUUUUGCACAGCAAACCUCCAGGGGGUGCUCUUUUGCCUCCAAUUUUUUUCCUUAAGCCCAGAAUCUUCUCUCAGCUAUCACCUUCAAAGUGGUCUGUGAAUUGCUUUUUAAUACCUAGUGGAAGAGUUCUAGCCAGUAUCCUCCCCAUCUAUCAGCCAAUCAUGGUAUCGUUCCUCUAAAUGUCCGCUUUAACACUGCAGUGCAUACCGGUACGCAGGUACUUAGGGUUGGGAAAUCACUGCUCCACAGCCUAUAGAGAGGGUCUUUUAAAAAAAGCAAAACAAAAAAAAAUGUGGAAUUGUAAAUAUUUAUGUACUCGCUCUUUGUUUAGGCUGAUAGAAUUAAUAAAUUCUUAAGAGCUUU